AUGACUGAUUCCAAAAACAUAAUACUCGUGUGCAAACACGUUUGCCACAUUCAUAAGCCGCAGGAGACUCCCCAAAUCAUAAUUGUUGGAAUUGAAGAGGAGGAAGCAGCUUUGAAAAAAAAAGCGAAUACUCGGAUUGUCAAGUCUUCUUCGAAAUCAAGUAACGCAUCUUCCACAUCAAAGAAAAAUAAGAGAGAGGUUAAAAAGAAGAAAGAUGGAAAGAAAGAAGAGAAGUGA
Caenorhabditis angaria is the source of this 237-nucleotide messenger RNA. Lineage: Eukaryota; Metazoa; Nematoda; Chromadorea; Rhabditida; Rhabditidae. The record is from the annotation of a GenBank genome assembly.